GAUUCCGAACUUGUUAGGACUCGGAGUAAAUAACCGAAUAAAUCCUAAAUUGCUAUAUCCAAAAAACCAGUACCAAAUCCGAUCCGAAUCGAGAACUGAAUAAGUAUCCGAAAAUAUCCAAAAAUAAAAUAUAUAUCUAAAAAUGUUAGUUAUAAUUAUACUUAUAAUUAUUUUAUUAAUUUAAGUUUAAAUUUAAAUUAUAAAUUAAAUAACUUAGUUAAUUUUCAAUACUUUUGUAUAUUUUCAGAUGAAAUAAGAUAGCUUGAUAGAAAUACUCAAACAAAACUGUAUCUAAUGAAUAUUUUUAGUUAUUUUUUGGUACAUUUGGAAAGUUUGGAUACAAAUUACCCAAACUAAAUCGGGUAAUAUAGUUACUUUAACUACAAAUAUCCGAACAUGUUUUAGAUAUUUUGGUUAUUUUCAGGUUUCUAUACAACAGAAUCGAAUUCACCCGAAUUCGGAAAGACACGACUCGAACCCGACCCAAAAUUUUGUAAUACCCGAAUAUGGCUUGAUUCCAAAACCUGAAAAUCUGAUACCCGAAAGAACCGAAACGAGUAUCCGAGUGCCAUGCCUAUUCAUCAUCAUGCACCUGCACAUUAAUUGUAUGCAUCAUUCUCAGUUCAGAUGGUAAUGGGUUAGAUAUAUUCGGGCUAAUACUUAUUGUAUUUUUUCCAUUGAUCUAACAGACUUGUUUUUGUUAGUUUGCGCCAACAAAUGGGCCAGAUAUAAGGGCUAAAGCUCACAAAAAAUUCCACACAAAGAGCCUAUUCUUUUUAUGGUGGACCUGGCUUUUUCUUCUGCUGCAUUUUUUUUUUGUGGGAAUAAUUUUAUAUGGAAUAAGUUAUUCAUGAAAAAUCCACAAGCUGAAUAAUUUUCUCCAUUGAUUCAAUAGGAUGUGGGAAAAGGUGAAUGAAGUUAAAAAUAUUCAGAAACAAAAUCAUAGUAAAUGGAAGAGAUGAAAAAAAAACUUAAUAAAAAAUAUAUACUAUUAAAAGAUUUUUAUUUGUAGAGAAAAUAGAUAGGUUUAGUUAGUUACGUUGAAAAAACUAGAUAUAUAUAUAUAUUAUUCUACUAUAUAUAUAUUUGAAUUAAUUUUUUUGAAGUAACUAAACUUUCAGAUUUGUACUAACAAAAAUGUACGAAUUUAACACUUGAUGUUUUUUGUUUAUAACCUUUUAUACAACAAAAUAUAGCAACAUGUUCUGAUUUUUUAACAAUCAUAUAUAUACAUGAUCAUACUUUUUCCCAAACUUAUUGAGUAAAAACAUUCGUAUGCUUAAAUUUAGCAUUGUUUGACUAAUUUUUGUGAUAAUAUAUUAGUACUAUACACAUUUCAGAUAUUUAUAUAAUAAUAUUACCUAAUUAGGUUGAAUUUAUUUUCAUUCCACAGUCAUUCCUUCAAAUAAUUUCAUUCAUGUUAAACAUGUAUCUUUCUUUUGGAACAUAUGUACUCAUUUCCCCCUAAUAUUCAUUUUCUCUUAUUACUAAACUAAAACUGAAAAAAAAAACAAACUUUAAUAGAAAUAAAAUCCCAAAAAUAUUAACCCUUCUUUCUCUCUCUUAUCCGCUCCUUCCUGUCUCUUCCCUCUCUUCCACCGCCGCCGUCACCCUCCUCCGACAGAUUCAAUCCUCUCCUCCUCCUCCGCCGCCACCACUCAUUACCUCCUCCGCUUGUAAGUGUUGCAGAGAGUUGGGGAAGCUUAGUACCUGAAGACAGGGCUCUUCAAAUCAAUGUCAGAAGCUGAUAUGGCCAUCAUUAAACCUGAGAUGAUGAUGAAAUCGUAUAUAUGGCUUGAAACGACUGAUGGAUCAAUCCAACAAGUGGAGCAAGAGAUUGCAAUGUACUGUCCCAUGAUAUGUCACGAAGUGCUACAGAAGGGUCUGGGUGCUGGAUCGUCUAAGAACUGUGCAAUAUCUCUUCCUCAGCGAGUUAAUCCAGCCAUGUUAAGCUUGAUUCUCGAUUACUGCAGAUUUCAUCAAGUACCUGGACGUUCUAAUAAGGAGCGUAAAGUUCAUGAUGAAAAAUUCAUCCGGAUGGAUACAAAGCGGCUCUGUGAGUUAGCCUCAGCCGCUGAUAGUUUGCAGUUGAAGCCUUUGGUUGAUCUUUCUAGUCGUGCACUUGCACGGAUUAUAGAGGGGAAAACCCCUGAGGAGAUACGUGAAAUAUUUCAUUUACCAGAUGACCUUACUGAGGAGGAGAAACUAGAGCCUCUGAAGAACUUGAUGGAUGAUCCACGUAUCCGACUCUUGAAUAGAUUGUAUGCGAAGAAAAGAAAGGAGUUGAAAGAAAGAGAAAAACUUAAGGGUAAAGAGGUUGAAGAACGAGUCGACGAGCGUUCUGUGGAUGACCUUUUAUCGUUUAUUAAUGGCAAAGAUCACAAGGUGGUAAAGACUUCCAAGAGCAAAAAGAAGAACAAGAAAAGGAAGGAGCAUAAAAAUAAGGUUUCACAUAAUUUGCAUUCCAAGCAACAAGGUGUCCAAAUUGUUGAUGAGACUGCCUCCAGCCUGGGAGGGGUAUCUAAUUUACCCAGUAUGGAAGAUGAUAUAUUUUCACUGAAGACCGACUCUGAAGAUGGUUAUGUAGAUGAUGGAAUGGAUCCAGUUUUGAAGGAAAUGCUUGAUAGGGAAGUAGAGGAUUUUGCUCGGAGAUUGAACUCAAGUUGGGUUCUAUCUUCAGGACAAGAAAGGCAGCCUGUGCACUUUUCCAUAAACGGCAAUGGGGCUACAAGGCGAUUAACAGGUACACAUGACAAGCCUUUUUGUCAGGGUUAAUCUUUAAGGUGGUGAUGUUGAACUGAAUAUCGAGUCUUGGAUAUAGCUAUAGAUGACUGAUGGGAGAGAUAGUUCAGUUUGCCUUCGGUUUUGAACAUUGAAGGACCAGCUGCAGGACACAAAUGAAGCUGAUAACUCUAUAGCCCAAUGGCUGGAACAGUUUUGGUGAUCCCCACACAUUUAGAUUGUAAGCAAUUAGAGAGAGAGUGGUGUUCUUCAUGGGUGUCCCCUCCUGUAAUAUAUUGCUUUUGUUUUUUUUUUGUUCUCAUAAACUGUUAUCUUUCGUUGAUCCGAGAGUUUAGGAUGCAGUUUUGCUUCUCUUUUGAUCAACCUUUGUAUACCAACUUUUUAAUUAUUUAUUGGUUACCUUUCUGUA
This is a messenger RNA of Brassica rapa (field mustard), 3151 nucleotides long. Its product is annotated as SKP1-like protein 21. NCBI's taxonomy places the organism in Eukaryota, Viridiplantae, Streptophyta, Magnoliopsida, Brassicales, Brassicaceae. Gene Ontology annotation, biological process: ubiquitin-dependent protein catabolic process. The record is from RefSeq and is a predicted model, not a curated record.